Molecule: messenger RNA, 2902 nt
Organism: Zonotrichia leucophrys gambelii
Lineage: Eukaryota; Metazoa; Chordata; Aves; Passeriformes; Passerellidae
Gene: NME5
Product: NME/NM23 family member 5
Exons: 7
Coding region: 623-1237 (204 amino acids)
Biological process (GO): GTP biosynthetic process; UTP biosynthetic process; CTP biosynthetic process
Cellular component (GO): cilium
Molecular function (GO): nucleoside diphosphate kinase activity
Source: RefSeq, a predicted model, not a curated record
AGGGAGCUCCCGCCCGCCGCCGCUGCUCAGGCGCGUCCGCAGGAAGCCUCCCCACAAACGCUGAUAAAUGACCUGGAACGGCUGCUGGCUUUUCCUUUAUUCUUUGCCGGCCAAUAAACCGCGCUACGUCGCUUCACAAGCGUUUGCUGUGAGCGCGUGGCUCCCUCAGCAGUUCUGAGCGUGAGGUGAAAUCGACAUAAAGCUUUUAUUGUCAGGGAGGAAUGAGGUUUUCGAGAUGAGCCCCGGCGAUCACAGCACCCCGCUCUUUAUUCCCGCACCACCGCGGAGCCCAUGCCGGGACAGCCACGUCUCCCGUCGUGUGCUUGGAGCCCGCGGCCGUCCCGGGUCCUGAGGCGCGCUCCGCCUCCGCCGCCAUCACCGCGCUGCUCCCGGCCGCCAUCUUCGUCCCGCCCCGCCGAGGCCCGCGGGCGCCAUCUUGUGUCCGGGGCCGGCCCCGCCAUCGCCCGGCAACGGCGGCGGCUCCGGCGGAGUCCCGGAGGCCGGGAUAGCAACCGCGAUAGCAAAGGCGGGCCGGGCCCCAAGAGUGCUAACUUGUCCAGAGAACAUCUCAUGGAUUUUGUGAGUACGAAAGGGGCAAGUGAAUUCUAAUAUAGAAGCCAGGAUGGAGGUCUUAAUGCCUGAACCUCAGAUUUAUGUGGAAAGAACUCUGGCUAUCAUCAAACCAGAUGUCAUUGCUAAAGAAGAAGAAAUAGAGGAUGUCAUUCUCCGAUCAGGAUUCCGCAUCCUCCAGAAACGGAAGCUCCAGUUAAGCCCAGAGCAAUGUAGCAACUUCUAUGCAGAACAAUUUGGAAAAAUGUUUUUUCCUAAUUUAACAGCCUAUAUGAGUUCUGGUCCUAUAGUUGCUAUGGUUCUUGCUAGAAAUUGUGCAGUCUCAUACUGGAAGGAAAUGCUUGGACCAUCCAACAGCCUAAGAGCCAGGAUAACUCACCCUCACAGCUUAAGAGCACUCUAUGGCACUGACGAGCUGAGGAAUGGGCUCCACGGCAGUGUCAGCACCUCCUCAGCAGAGAAGGAAAUUCGGUUCAUAUUUCCAGAAGCAAUCCUGGAGCCACUCCCCACUGGCCAGAGGGCUCGGGAUUACCUGAACCUGUACGUGAAGCCCACACUGCUGGCAGGGCUCACUGCCCUGUGCAAGGAGAAGCCAGCAGAGCCCAUGGUACGUGCAGUGCCAGCUCUGGGCUGCACUCACCAGCUCAUAGCAGAGCUGCUCUGCUGAUUUGGCUUGCUGACUGGCUGAUUGAACACAACCCUAACAAACCCAAGCUACAAUAUCACGUCUCUCAGCAAGAGCAUCAGCAGUGAGAGCUUGGGGAAACCAUCUCACCCAUUCCAAGUUACAGAUGUGUGUUGUCAUUUUUGGUGUGUCCUUUGACUCUAUAACCAACUCUGUCUAAAGUAAAUGCAUUUGACAUAACUGCUUGUGUCCUCAUGGGAUAAAUAACCCUACACUUAGCCAGGAUGUAGUGGUUCUAAUACCUUCUCUACUGACAGAGGGAAUGUAGAAUUACACAAUAAAUUUAUGGCAUUGGGUGAUUAGAAAAAGACAAUGUUCUCAGUGGUUGUGACUUACUGCUGUUGUCCACAUUUUUCUUAGUUUGGCUGUGUGGGAGAACAAAAUCAUUUAGAGCAGUGUGGAUUCCCAAAUGAAAUGCACCUGGCCUGUGCUUUGUGAAGCCAAGGGUUGUGUUCCAGGAAUUUUUUAGCAUAAAUUCAGUUAUGAAGGGAGGAACUUGGAUGUAAUGUAGAAAACAAUUACUGGAGGCAUGUUAGCAACUUUGGAAUUUUAAUUGCUGAUUACAUCACCCAGCUAAGGUUGUCCUUGAAGAUGAUUCACUGAAGUCUGAUGUAUUUUGUCAGAAUGUAAUCUGAAGGAUUUAUUUGAAGGUACAUUCAAUGCACCUUUCCCAUCUCAGUGGCAAAGGGCUCAGGGACUAUAAAUAACAAGAAGAUGUAUUUUAGUCAAGGACUGAGGUUGUCUUCCAACAUUUGUUUGCAAUAAAGGUGCUUAAUUGGAACAGCUCACCUUAAGAGUGUUUUCUGUGUUCUCCUGCUCCUAAAUGUACACAAAUUUCUGUUGUUUUCCUCAAACUUUCAUGUGUUCUGUUGAAGAAUUUCAUAAGAGUGCUCUUCCACAGGCAAUGGGUUAAUCCUGUGCUAUUUUCUUUAUGAAGUAACCAAACUGUUUUUUGGGGAUGUGGGGCUUUUUCAUUUUCUUCAAAGAGCUGUACUUAUGCUGUUAAUAACUUCAAGCUUUGUAUCUUAUGGUUUGACUGGCUAUAAUGAAGAAAACUGUAAUUUUCAUAACUCUGAAAUAAGAGUAUGCUUGACUAAUACUAAACAAACAAGCAAUUUCAUAAUUUGUUUCAUGAAAAAACUUGCUUCCCCAAUUUGAGUAAUUAUGAGAAACAUAAGUCAUUUUUCUGUAACAUCAAACUUUGUUGAAGUGAAUUGUUUAUCCUCUCAGUGGAACAAGCUACUGUUGCCAGCCCAGAUAACAAACAUUUAUAAACUGGUCCCUACAGUUCCAAAACCUAAAAAUCUUGAGACUGCCAAGAUAAGGAAAAAAAAAGAAAGCUCAAACCCUCAAAUAAUGAAGAAUAAAAGUAUGAAGUGGUUAGAAAUACAGUAAAUAGAUCUGUUUUCAACCAGUUUAUUUUGCCUAUAAUUAUUGUCCCCAUAUGUGUCUGAUUGCUCCAAUUACAGGACAGUUGUGCUUUGUGGUUUCCUGUCAGCCAAAUAAAAAAAUACAUUUUCUAAAGAUGUCAGAAACGAAAAUCCAGUAAAUUCACAAGGCAUUCCCCUGUAUUUGGUUAGUUACUACGACAUUUGCCUGCUUAUUUUGAUGUGCUACUGUUUGACAAUAAAUGCAUCCUUAAUGUUC